AGAAAGAGAGAAGCCAAAGCAGAAGCAGAAGAAAGCAGCCAUUUUUAUGAGGUCUAAUUAGUCACAACCAAGUCAAUUAUUCUCACAUUCACUGUUUCUUCCUGACACCCAAUGGAUUAUGAUGAUCUUUAUCUCGGAAGAACAACAAGAAGAAGAAGAAGCCAUGUUCCUGCAUUUGGUGGAUGGGAGGAGUACUGUAAUGACGGCGGCAUGGUGGUGGUGGAGGAUCUUCCUUUUACUCAGUGUUUCGAGUCGGCCACGGCAACAAGGCUGCAUACGGGAGGUUUUUACCCUCUUUACUCAAAUAAUGAUGAGGAUCUCUACGAUCUCUACCAAAACGAUGUUGUUACGCCUGCCAUGAUUGUCGUCUCAUGCCCCCGGACUAGGGUAAUAAUUUCAAGAAAUGUGAUGAUAGAUCAAGUCUAUGAAAAACAUCAAUUAAAUGACAUAUAUAUGUUUCAGAAACAGGGGAAAGUACAAGUACAAGAAAAAGAUGAGAAGAAGGAGGUGGAGGUAGACGUGAAAGUAGUAGAGAGGCUAAAACAGAGGAAAAUGGACGGCGAGGAUCUCUACAAAAUCUCACCGGAGCUCAUCCACACCAAACGUAAAAGGAAAUGGAAAACGGCAAGAUUGUUCUCAUGUUUCCUGGUGCCCACUUGGUCAUGAAGAACAGAUUUUGAGUUGUCAUAAUUUCAUAGUAUGUAUAUUUAUUGCUAUGUUUGAUUGUUUGUUUGUUUGUGGACCGGUGAUGACUUUGAAUAGGGUAAUGAAGAGACAUGGUGUUAAUGCUACUCUUAAUGGAUGAGGCUUGACUUAUUGUUUGUUAUGUUUA
Messenger RNA from Impatiens glandulifera, 832 nucleotides. RefSeq lists its product as uncharacterized. The transcript has 2 exons. NCBI's taxonomy places the organism in Eukaryota, Viridiplantae, Streptophyta, Magnoliopsida, Ericales, Balsaminaceae. The record is from RefSeq and is a predicted model, not a curated record. Bases 112 to 666 code for a protein of 184 amino acids.